AUGGCCUCCGACAACGGCAUCGUGGACGGCACACGUCGCAACCGCGACCAUGCCAGCCCCAGCCACGAGGAUGUCGAACAUCAGCCUCUACUCCUCACGCCAUCGACAGCCGCGGAGCAGUCACCGCCGCAGCCGUUCCCAGUCCGUCCAACGCGAUCAAACACGAUCAUACCGCGGUGCAUGAGCUAAUGUCGUACCUUGUUACUCUGCCCACAGCUGCGACAAGUGCUCAUCCUGUUUCUGAUGCGGUCAGUGAACCUCUGGCCUCUGCGGCUGCUCCCCCUCCACUUUCCGCUCGAUGGCACCAUACCGUGACGCGUGACGAAUCGAGGUGAUCGCCCGAGUUGGCGGCGCAUCCACUCAAACGGGCCAACAGUCAACCAUCGCCUCAGCCGCAUCUUUUUUCGAGGGAGAGUCUAUGCUGACCCUCCACAUCACAUCACAGCUUCUCCGAACCGGUCGCGUCCCUGGUCAUCUUCCCCUUCAUCUCAAAAUUCAUCGAGGAUCUCGGCCUCACCGACCGGCCCGAGCGAAUCGGUCCGUUUCUCCGAGAACGACUCGUGCGAGAUUUUUUGCACAUCUGACCCCCAUCGGAAUACACCUUCCGCACAGGCUACUACGCUGGCCUCAUCGUUCGUUCGUUCCGUCGCUACUCGCUCGUGGCCUCCACACUCACGUCAAACUCUUUCUGCCUAUCCGAUCCGACAGGAGUCACUUUUCGCGCUGACCAUGUUCAGCACCGUGCUUACCUGGGGCCGCCUCUCGGAUCGGAUAGGACGCAAGCCCGUCAUGCUCAUCGGUUUAUCGGGGUUAACGCUUUCCGUCGUCCUGUUCGGGAUUCAGAAGUCCUUCCUCGGUCUUGUCCUGUGUCGGAUGAUCGGCGGCGCCCUCAACGGCAACGUCGCCGUCAUCAAGAGCAUCGUCGCCGAGUUGACCGACGCGUCCAACCAAGCCCGCGCAUUCUCCUACCUUCCCUUGGCUUGGUCCAUGGGAAGCAUCAUAGCGUGAGUUGAGCGAAGUCCAUCGAGAGACACUGCCCUCGCAUGGACUGAUUACUCGGUUCUGUCGAGAGCAGGCCCAUCAUUGGGGGCUCCCUGGCUGAACCUGCAAGACAAUAUCCCAACACUUUCGGUCGAUAUCCCUUCUUUCACGAAAAUCCUUAUUUCUUGCCUUGCUUCGUCGCAGCACUGUUUCCAUUAUGUGGUAGGUUUCCAUCCGCUCCUUGCUGGGGGGAAGAAACAUCAUGUUCGAAGCCCGUCUGAACUCCCUUUCAUCCUUUCGCAGGCUUUCUUAUCGGUUUCUUCUUCCUCAAAGAGACCUUGCCCUCACGAACAACAACACCACCUAGGGCGCCUCUCCCAGCGCUAGCAGCGAUUCGAGGGUCAACCAAAUACGCCACCCGAGUUUCAUCGACGGUCCCUCUCCCACCGCACCUUCGUUCCGGCUACGACACCCCCGGAUCCGCUUCAAUCCAGUCCCAAGACGAAAACGAACCGCCCUCCAUCUCCACCCUCUUCACGAAUCGCCGCGUCCAGAAUUGUUUGGUCACAUACGCGCUCUUGGCGCUACAAACGAUUGCACUCGAUGCCUUGUUCGUGCUCUUCGCUUAUUCGCCCAUCAAGGUUGGCGGCUUGGCCUUUGACGAAGCCGAGAUUGGCAAGGCUUUGGGAUUAGGAGGCGUGUUCACCGUCCUCUUCCAACUCGUACUUUUCCCUUCCUUACAAAAGCGAUUCGGGACCGUCCGACUGUACCGCGUUUUCAUGGGUCUGUAUCCCUUCGUCUUUGGUUUAUUCCCCGUCAUGGCGACGGCUGCGAGUAGGAAGUACGACGGGAAAGGCAGGGGCGUUUGGCCGGCUUUGGCCUCGUUCCUCUUGCUCAAGUCCAUGUGAGUCCCUGAACCCUUUUCCCGAACCACUGUUUCCGAUCAGCAAAUUGACAGCUACUCUCCUUCUCUCAGCGCCAACUGUUCCUACGGCUGCAACAUGCUCGUCAUCACUUCCUCCGCCCCCUCCCGUCGUCUCCUCGGAACCCUCAACGGUUUAGCUCAAAUGCUCUCCUCCCUCAUGAGAGCGAUAGGACCGCUCGUCGCUUCCUCCCUCUUCGUCAUCAGUAAGGAGAAAAACAUCCUCGAUGGCCACUUGGUUUGGAUCGUUUGGGGUUGCGUGGCGGUGUUGGGUUUCUUGAGCACGUUGAGGUUAAGGGAGGAGAAGGCGGCUUGGAGGGUGUUGGAAGAACGGGGUUAA
This is a messenger RNA of Microbotryum saponariae, 2243 nucleotides long. NCBI's taxonomy places the organism in Eukaryota, Fungi, Basidiomycota, Microbotryomycetes, Microbotryales, Microbotryaceae. The record is from the annotation of a GenBank genome assembly.